AGGAGGUUUUUUUUUUUAAUGAACUCCGAAAGUAAAGAUGCAUAAAUUAUCUAAAUAGUAGUGUAUAUGCUUCUUACCUGUUUCUUUAUACAUUGGCUUUUGUUCCCCACUCUAUGCAAAGUAAAUUUCAGAUUGUGAAACAUGAUAGUUUAACAGGUGCUAUGUAACGUUUAACAAAGACGUUCGUGAUCUAGUUACACUCGACCUAUCCUCCCUCCAAGAGAGGUGGAGCCAGAGUUAGUGGUAAGAGUUAUAAACACAGACAUUAGUCCUAUCUGAUCAUAAAACACACGCCAAAAAAUCUCUGGUAGACAGUAGACUCCACUCAGAAGACCUCACGGCGAAAGAGAAAGGGACACUGAUCUGUGUCAGCUUCAUAAAAUUCUUUCUCUUCGUGGUGUGAUUUUACGAAAAUAGCGCUCAAAAUUCGUUAGAAAUGUAUAGAUCUAACUGUAGUCUUAAUCAUCAACAGAUAAACAUAAAAGUAUUAUUUCUUAUAAUAAUAAGUUUCCCGUACUAGAUCUAUAUCAUUUAUUGUCAUUGCUCUAAAAAGAUCACUAAGUCAUAAUGCAUAAUUUUGUUCAAAAAAUAAUAAUAAUUAAACAUAACAUGUAUAUCUAGAUGCGUGUUUCAUUUCAUUUAAUUCAUGCAUAUUUGUUAUCAUUAUUUCGCUUUGCUUGGUGAGUUAAUAUAUUAAUUAUAGAUCUAAUUGUUAACAUAUAUUUUUUAAUUAAUAAUUUCAUAAGUAGAAAAAAAAGAAGAAACAACAAGUUCAUCAAUUUAUUAAUAACAUUUUAUUUAGACCUUCAUUUCAGUAAAUACACUUAAAAAAUCAUAAGUUGACAGCAUAAGAACAAAAACUCUCUUUAAAAAAAGUUAUUGAAAGUUCAAUAUAGGUAAGGGAGAUAAAUAUUGUUAACAAACAACACUGUGGUCGGCAAAGCAAUGAAUGGCAAAGUUGAUGGCCAUGUCAAUGGCGGCGGUGAAUCUCAACAUGAGAAAAUUGUCAUUUUGGACGCUGGAGCACAGUAUGGGAAGGUGAUUGACAGGAAGGUGAGAGAACUUAAUGUUGACUGUGAUAUUAUGCCCCUGGACACUCCUGCCUAUGUCAUCAAAGAAAAGGGAUACUUGGCAAUUAUAAUCUCUGGAGGUCCAAGCUCAGUGAAUGACCCAUCUGCUCCUGAGUAUGACCCUGAUAUAUUCAAAUGUAGUCUACCAGUAUUAGGCAUUUGUUAUGGAAUGCAGAUGAUGAACAAAGAGUUCAAUGGAAAAGUUCAGAAGACCACAACCAGGGAGGAUGGACAGUUUGACAUCACUGUGGAUGUUAGUUGCACUCUAUUUAAGAAACUUGAUGAAAAGCAACAUGUUCUUCUAACACAUGGUGACAGUAUUACACAGGUGGCUGAUGGAUUUAAGGCUGUGGCACACUCUGGCUCUAUUGUUGCAGCUAUUGCCAAUGAAAAGAGUAAACUCUAUGGAGUUCAGUUUCACCCUGAAGUUGACUUGACAGAGAAUGGGAAGAAAAUGUUGAGCAAUUUUCUGUUUGAAGUGUCACAACUGAGUGGAGACUACACCAUGAGCAGCAGGGAGGAGUCUUGUAUCAAGUACAUUAAGGAGACAGUCAAGGAUCACAAAGUUUUGAUGCUGUUGAGUGGAGGCGUGGACUCCACUGUUUGUGCUGCCCUCCUACACAAAGCUCUAAGUGAGGACCAAGUAAUAGCCGUGCAUAUAGACAAUGGGUUUAUGAGGAAGAAUGAAAGUGACCAAGUGGAACAGUCACUCAAUAAAAUUGGAUUAAAAGUUCGAGUGAUCAGAGCCUCUCACACAUUCUACAAUGCCACAACAUCUAUACCGAUAGACAAACAAGAUGGUGGGUCACGUAAAAGAAAAACCAACACACUGAACACAACUACAAACCCUGAGGACAAACGUAAAAUUAUUGGAGACACUUUCAUGAAGGUUGCUAAUGAGGUUGUGGAUGAGCUAAAUCUAAAACCUGAAGAAAUAUAUUUAGGUCAAGGAACUUUGAGACCUGAUUUAAUUGAGAGUGCUUCAGCUUUGGCCAGUGGAAAUGCUGAUGCCAUUAAAACACACCACAAUGAUACAGAUUUGGUGAGAGAAUUGAGAAAUCAGGGACGUGUUGUUGAACCUUUAAAAGAUUUUCAUAAAGAUGAAGUUCGAGCUAUCGGAAAAGAUUUGGGGCUUCCUGAGGAACUUAUACACAGACACCCAUUUCCAGGUCCUGGGUUAGCUAUCCGUGUUAUCUGUGCUGAUGAGCCCUACAUCUGUAAAGAUUUUGCUGAAAACUCUGUCAUGCUUAGAAUAAUUACAAGUUUUUCAACUUCCUCCAAGACACCACAUUCCCUGCUGAACAGAAUCAGGUCAAGUUCUUCAACAGAUGAGCAGGAGCAACUGAUGAAAAUUACCUCCCAGUCGUCUCUUAUGUCAUUGUUAUUGCCCAUCAAAACUGUUGGAGUGCAGGGUGACUGCAGAACAUACAGCUAUGUGGCCGCACUGUCCUCAGAAGAUGAACCCAAUUGGGAGGAGCUAAUGCUUCUGGCUAAAAUAAUUCCAAGAAUAUGUCACAGUAUUAAUAGGGUUGUAUAUGUAUUUGGUGGACCUGUCAUUCAUCCAGUGGAAGAUAUCACACCCACUUUUCUGACCACUGGGGUGCUAGCAACACUCAGACAGGCUGACUAUAAUGCUACAAGAACAUUGGCAGAGGCUGGUCUGUCGGGCUCAAUAUCACAGAUGCCCAUUGUGUUAAUCCCUAUUCACUUUGAUAGAGAUCCCAGCAUGCACCUUCCAUCCUGUCAGAGGUCUGUUGUGAUUCGAACCUUCAUCACCAAUGAUUUCAUGACAGGUGUCCCAGCUACGCCAGGGAAACAUAUACCUGUCAAGCAUCUUGAAAAGAUGGUAGAAAAUGUGUCUCAGGUACCAGGUAUAUCCAGAGUGCUCUAUGAUCUGACAGCCAAACCACCAGGCACAACAGAGUGGGAGUAGGGUGGUCAUUGGAAUGUCCCACUAGCCCCAGUACACCUAGUUUUGUGUUGUUGUUUGGAUUAUAUUUUUCUAACAAAAAAAAAAGAGUUAUUAAUGUUCUUUAAAAGAGUGGAUUUGUGAUACCAGUGUUUGAUUUGUCAUUUCUCUCUUUGUUGUGGCAUUUUAUUUCUUUACCAUGGCAUUACACUACAGUCAUUUAGAGUGACAUUUCAGUCAUCUAUCAUGGCAUUUCAUGUCAUUAAAAUCUUCCAUAUUGCAUUACCGUACAAACUUGGUCCUUACCAUUUUUCUUACAUUCUAGAAUUCAGAUUUUAGCUUGCUGAUAUUAUUUGUUUUCAACAAACUAUGAUAUUUAGAUGUUGACGCUUUACUGUGAGUCUGUCCACUGUGCCUGUCCACCUGUGAGUUUAUAGUGUCGAUUUCUCUUUAUCUACUUUGGUAUAAACUCAUACUUUAGUUGUAUAUAAACAAGAAUUCACAAUGUGUGUAAAUGUUCAGUCUUCUAUUAAAGGGAAAUCAAAGGACUUUUUGUUUCUUUUGUAUUCAAAGGAAUUUAAGCCUUGCUGAGACAGUCACCUUCUGAAUGGGUUUUACUGAAUAACAUAUCAAAUUCUUAAAGGGGAAAAACACUUUUUUUUCCCAUCUUAUAUCACAAUGAGACAAUUAUAUUGAUAUAAUAUUUCUUAAUUUUUAAAAUGAUGUUUUCAACCUUGUGGUAGUGUUGUUUGGUUGUGCUGUUAGUGUUAUUUGUUUGUGUCUUUGUGUCUUAGUUUAGAAACCUUGGGGCUCCUACUCUAUUGUGAAUCAAUUGAUAUGACAGUAUUAGAUAAUGUUAACCUUCUCUUGUUGUUGAUGAUCUUUCUCUCCUUACCCAAAAUCUGGUAUUUAAGAAAAUUUAGUUUGGUGAUUGUACAGGUUGUCUUAGAGAUACCAAAGUAGUGCUAAGUAAUAAAUAUCAAGUGAUACUCUCUAAGAAGAAUUGCACAUUGAGAUGUCUUUAAUCUCUAAACUAAAGUCAAACAUUUACUGCUGAAAGAUUUUUUUUUUUCAUAUUUUGAUUACAAUUUUUUUUUUGCUGAUGUUUUAUAAUUUAAAAAAAAAUGGCAGACAUUUUAUUGCACUCUAUUUUUUUUAAUGAACUAAUUUGGUGGUGUUGUUUUUUUGUUAUUACUUUGUCAUGUUUCAACUGCAUAAUUCUCAGACUAAUUAAAUAUGUUUCUCAAAAAAAGAAAAAAAAACUCUACUUUUUUUGUUUGUAAAUUUAGAGGGACAAUUUUUGUUGGUAAAAUAAUAUUUAUUAAAGAAAAAAAAAAGGAUAUCUUAGAAAAUAUGUUUAAUAUCUUUCAUUUUAAUAAUAUUAUAAGUCGAUUUUUAUUUCAUAUAAGAAAAUUUUGUUGGAUCUCAGUUAAUUACAGUUGGAUUAAAAACAGAAGUAUUAGACUUGAAUCUAAUCUAUCUAUCUCAACUAUCUCAAAACUUUUUUUAAAACCAAAACAUAACACAUUAAAUUGCUAGUGUAUUGAAAAUAUGAAUUUCAUGUUUUAUUUAUAAAGAUAUUGAAUAAACAUUAAAUUGGUUGCUGCCAUAUAUUUUUUAAUAAUUAAAAAAUAUCUUUUGCAAACAAAAUCUGUAUGUGCUGGUUUAAUGUGAUUCAAUAAGAACUUAUAAAAUUAUAUCCUCAACAAUACCUGUCGUUUUUUUGGUGAGUAGUGUGAGUUAUUAUUUCGCCAACAUUGCCAGCUGUUUUUUUAAGUAAUUAGCUUGAGCUCAUAAAGACAUUAUUAUUAACAAGCCAAAACAAUUGUAGCUUGCUAUUAUCAACAUCAAGUUAUUGGUUACAAAGGUGUUUGAUAAGUCCCACCUCCUGAUUCAAAUCAUCAUGUUUAAUAUUCAAUGGGCACCCAUUGUUCUUGAAUUGGUUUUAUAUAAUGUUCAGUAUUAUUAUUUUUCCCAUUUAGUUUUUAAUUAUGAAGUCUUUUUGUGUGUCUGCAUUUAUUGAGAUGUUGCGCUGUUGUUAGAUCAAGGUGUAAUGCAUAUAUCUGUAUAUUGAAACUUUUUUUUAAAACUAUGCUAUUUAAACAACCAAUUAUAUCUAGAAAUAAUAAACAGAAAUAUAAUUAGGACAUUACUGUCAUCAUCUGUGGGUAACAUUGUCCAUUUCUAAAGAUAAAUCAGCUCUCCAAAGUAAAUUCAACUUUUUUUUUUAUUUACAAGUACAUAUACAUGUAUGGGUUGUGAUAGCUGAGUGGUAAAGCAUUUGGCUUCUAAACUGAGUUGUCUCAGGUUUGAAUCUCAAUGAAGACAGGAAUUUUGAAUGCUCUAAUAGAUGCCUGACAUUAGUUGGGGAAAGUAAAGGUGGUUGGUUGGUUGUUGUACUGGCCUCUUGAUACCUUUGUUAACCAUUGGCCACAUCAUCUGCCCUUUAGAAAGCAAGGUCUGAAAGUUGUACUUUUUUUUUAUACAUACAUCAAUGACUGGGAAGCCAAUUAUUUCAAGUCUCUUUCUACCUGUCCACUGUCAGUCUUGGAGAGGAUGAACAACCCCUGUUCAGUCUUAGUUUUUAACUUUUUUGGUCACUUUUGCAGUAAGAUUUUCCUUUUUUUAUUAGACUUUGUAAAAUGUCAUCAUCUUGAAUUUCUCAUGAGAUCAGGGAGUUUAUUUAUGUUUGUAAUAUCUGCAUCACUGUGUUUGUAAUGCUUACAUCAGUGUUUGUGCAUUACUCUUGAAUCAUGGUGGACAUUUAAAUGCUUUCAGUGUGAUCUAUUUCUUUCAAGUAAAACCAAUGUGUAAUUAUUUUAUUUUUUAAUUUGAUAAAUUAUGAAAAUUUUUGUUUUCAAGGUUAUUCAAGGCUAGUCUAUACAUGUCAGACCAUCAUAGUCCAUGUAGGUGCAAUUCAUUCCAUGUAAAAAAAAUAAAAUUUAAAGCAAUUUGAUCAUAACAUUAAGUGAAAUUAUUGUCUUAAGAAUUUCUUUAUAACAAAAAUGGACUACCUAUUGAAGUUUAGUCAGAUUUCUUGAUUACAAUGGGAAUACACAGAACCCCGUACCAUGAAAUCUUACCUUUUUUUUUUAGCACAUAGUUUCAUUUUGCCAAUUUAAAAAAAAAUGUAGUGAAUGAGAGAAUUUGAAUAUUCUCAAGAAAUAGAGCUGUCCAGCAAUUUGUACUGCUCAACUAAAGAAAAACUUCAUUGGAAAAUUGAAAACAUAGAGGACAUGAAGUAAUUGAAAGCUGUUGUCUAACCUUUUUUCACUUUGAAACCUUUUGUAUUAGUCUCAUCAAAGUGAUCCAAUGAGGUCACUAUAAACUCAGCACUAAACAGGCCAUCAUCUUAUCAUCUUUUUCCUCUGACAGUGUCAAGUUUGUUUUUUUAAUCCCUAGAUGUGUAUAAUCCAGCUCAAGGGACAUAGUUGUUGGUCCUCCCCUAGCACUGUGCACAAAACUUCUCAUGUCUCUUCUAAUCAGAAUUUAUUUCAAGGAAAAGGUUAUUCUUAAGUAAUCUGUGUCAACUUAUUCAGAUUUUUCCUUGCACAAUUUGUAUAUGGUUCAAAAGUUGGCCACGUUUUUUCCAAUUUGUGUACUAAGAAAAUAGAUUUGAAAGGAAAUAUUUCUAUUUACAUAUCUGGCAGCUAGAACAAUGUGGCAUUUAAACAAAACUAUUGUUCAAGAUUUACAAUAUUUUAAGGUAGUUUAGUAGUACUUGUUUUGUUUUUUUUGUUUUGUAAGUUGAUAGCCAAGAAAAUACAAUAAAAAUAUUAUGAUUUA
Messenger RNA from Biomphalaria glabrata, 6765 nucleotides. Its product is annotated as GMP synthase [glutamine-hydrolyzing]-like. Gene Ontology annotation, biological process: GMP biosynthetic process. The transcript has 18 exons. Gene Ontology annotation, cellular component: cytosol. The coding region runs from base 946 to 3003 and encodes 685 amino acids. Gene Ontology annotation, molecular function: GMP synthase activity; GMP synthase (glutamine-hydrolyzing) activity; ATP binding. NCBI's taxonomy places the organism in Eukaryota, Metazoa, Mollusca, Gastropoda, Planorbidae. The record is from RefSeq and is a predicted model, not a curated record.